Messenger RNA from Melitaea cinxia (Glanville fritillary), 1193 nucleotides. Its product is annotated as fibronectin type III domain-containing protein 5. Bases 129 to 1193 code for a protein of 354 amino acids. The record is from RefSeq and is a predicted model, not a curated record. NCBI's taxonomy places the organism in Eukaryota, Metazoa, Arthropoda, Insecta, Lepidoptera, Nymphalidae. Gene Ontology annotation, molecular function: protein binding. The transcript is spliced from 9 exons.
UGUGUGCGCGUUUAAACGUUGUGUCUUUAAGUUUUGAAGUGUAUGAUAGUACAGGUUACUAGGUGGGCGUACUGAAACUUACUUAUCAAAGAGAAGCGGCAUGGCAUGAGCGGCCGCGUGGGCGCGACAUGCGGCGAGCGCCGCUCGCGCUGCCCGCCGUCGUCGCUCUUGCGCUAUCCUUACUUCUGCGCUUUGUGGAUGCUGGUUCGAUGAGCCCGGGGGUGCCUGAAAAUAUAACUGUUACGUUCCUUAACCCAACCACGGUACGAGUGUCCUGGUCAACGACGGCGGACCUCGUGGAAAAGUACGAUGUCACAUACAAACCCUCAGACGCUAGUUACAGAGUGGUGCUUGAGGUCGCUGGCAAUUCCGACGCAGUCAUCUUAAGUGGUCUAGAAGCAGACACGCAAUAUCAAGUGACCGUCGCUGCUCUUUGGGGCGGUCACAAGUUCAGAAGCAGGCCGAUAGUCUUCCGCACACUGGAGCCCCCGCGGACGUCACCUCAGCAGGACGGGGGGUUGGGAACACCCCGCUCGACAGUGUCACCGCCUGACCCUUCACCUACAUUUCCAACGAUACGUGGUGUGGAGAUAGGAAUCGUAGUAUUAGUACUUAUUGUGUGGAUUGGAGCAAUCGCCUUGUUCUUCAAUAGAUGGGGGAAAAUCCGAAUGUUGCUACCGUACCAACCAGAUUACAAGCAAGAACAGCUGAAGGUGCCUGGAAGCAGUGCCUUAGCAGCUGCCACAGCAGGAGGCACUUGUGGAGCUCAUUCUGCACCAUCAGCGUGUUCGCACAUGCGCUGGUCGCACACACACACACAGAGCCUCGAGUGUGAGGAGCGUCUGUUAGCGCGGUGCAAUCGCCCGCGCGUCAACUCUGCCAUCUUUGUAUCAGCCGAACCAACAAGCUUCGCCGGCUUUGAUCCAGGGGAAUUCCUGAGGCGACACGGAUCUCAAUCGAAAUUGUGUCGUAAAGCAAGGUCGGCGGAUAAUAUACCACUUACAACAAUGAGCGAUUCCUCAGAAAGGCUUUGUAAAGCUAAGGCACCUCGAGAGGAAACCAUCAAUGAAGAGGCCAAAUCAGACGACAGUGGAAGCGUGGAGACGGUUAAGCACUUCGGUCUACCGAUUCUUUCCGUAUCUGGCCCUUCUCCUCCCGACGAGGACUAUGAUCAAAUAGAUGAGUAUCUGUAG